AUGACCGUUAUUGACUCUAGGGUGGCUCUACUAGAUAACAUCGGCAUUGGAUAUGGAGACGCGUCCACCACCACUCUACCUCAAGUGCUAGUUGACACUGGUGCUAUAAAUUCCCCGGCUGUCAGUCUCUGGAACGGUACGAUCUUGUUUGGUGGCGUCAACAAGGCCAAAUACGAAGGAGACCUUUACAGUUUUGAUACUGUUAUGGGCAAUAGCUCCAUCAAAUCCCUCCGUAUUAACAUGGACGGCAUCUCAAUCAACGGAAGCUCGGAAGCCUCAGACGAAUUCCCGCUUGAUGCUGUAUUUAGUCUUGGCACCACUAACACCUUUGUUCCCAAGUCUGUGGCGCAGGCCUUGAAUGCUCAAAUUGGCGUGACCAAUGUACCGGAUGAAUCUGGUCAGGUCAAUUUCUCCUGCAAAACGGUUCCACAGGAUACAACCAUCACCUUCAAGUUCGGAAAGUUAGAUUUCGAUUUUGACUUGGAAAUGUUCAUUAGCCGGGGCAGUUUUGAACCAGUGGAGCCUUGGGCCGAUGUCGGCGACACUGAUUUAUGCUAUUUUGAGAUCCUCGAGAACAAGUUCACUGAUUCCUAUGAUGGAAGCAUCUUCUUGGGAUCUAAUUUCAUUAGCCGGGUCUACUCGGUAUUUGACCUUGAAAAUGACCAGAUAUCACUGGCAAAGCGGAAUACAGACGAUGCUCCGGAUGACAUUGUUGAGAUUACAUCAGGCAAGGAUGGUGUUCCUGGAGCGAAGGGCUCGCCCGGUACACGCGUUGGAGGAGAUUUGAGCAUGACUGCCUUGGUGGCUGCUACCGCUAUGCUGAUAAUGACCUUUUAA
Molecule: messenger RNA, 837 nt
Organism: Penicillium cosmopolitanum
Lineage: Eukaryota; Fungi; Ascomycota; Eurotiomycetes; Eurotiales; Aspergillaceae
Exons: 1
Coding region: 1-837 (278 amino acids)
Biological process (GO): proteolysis
Molecular function (GO): aspartic-type endopeptidase activity
Source: RefSeq, a predicted model, not a curated record